AAUAAAGUUAACUUUAUUUAAAAAUCAAGAAAGAACCGCUGACAAAUAUGUUUAAAUAAAGUUAACUUUAUUUCUAAACCAAGAAAGAAGGACCUACUGACAAAAACCUGGGAUGUGUUUUAAUUAUUUUUACUGAAACACGGAAAUCGAGCUUAUGAACAACAGCAAACAUCAAAGCUUUUAUCAUGUCUUCAAGAAAGCGUAAAAGGUACUCUAAGGAGAUAAAGUGUGUAUUUUUCCCUGAUGACAUCAAACAUGGGCUCCAGAAAUUGGGAAGCGGGACUCCAUCGAUUUCAUCUGCGUCAUCUGCCAAGAGCUGGGAGAAGUGUGGCGACAGUUUUCUGGAAACCCCGGGCUUAAAGGACCUCCAGUCAUCGGGGAGAAAUCCAGCCGCCAUAAGAAAACUCUCUGAGUCGCCUGCUUUGGAGCAGAGCAGUGCUGCUCUGCCUGUUGAAGAUCCUGUUCACAUUGCUUGGAGCGCCAGUGACUCUGAUCACUCAGACAAUGAGGCCUGGGAACAGCAACGAUUCUGUGUUUCACAGAAGCUACAGCGAGGUCGGAGAGCGGCGAGGCUCGUGGCUCCCAUCCAGUCUUAUACGAGCAUGCUGAGCGAGCUCACUCCUGAUAAAGAUGAUCUCCCUGUUAUCGACACAGACAGUGACCUGGAAGAGUCAGACUGCAUGUCACAAUUGGCCAGAGAAAAACCUACAAAGACUCCUUCUAAAGAUUCAAAUGAGCCAGAGAUCUCAGGCUACGCGUCUGAUGGAGAAGAUAUUGGCGGCACCUUCACCUCCAGCCAACUGGACUCUCAGACUUUUUCUCUCCAAACUGAUGAAGGCGCCAAGAGGUCAGUCAGUGAGUGGGUCAAAUCUGCACAGGCAAUGCUGCAGACGCCUCAGAAGUCCACCGACAGGCGACCCAGGACCCCAGAGGACUCCGCCAGAAAGAAAAGAAAGUUUCAAAGUGGAGGCCUGGCGGAGAGGCUCAACCGGCUUCAGUGCAGGCAGAGGUCAGCCGUCAGUUUCUGGAGGCACGAGUUCGUCCCUGACACCUCAGCAGCAGUGGACAGGCCCGGUGUGAUGGUGCUGGAGGUGCUGGAGGUCCAGGAGGAGUGCGGCAUGCAGCUUGCGCUCUGCGAGCAUCAGCCACCCCAGAGGGACGACCACCAGCUCUGUCGGCGAGCCUCUGAGAGAAAAACCGGCCGGACGUUGGUGUUGUUUAACAGAGAGACCGCAGCCCAGCUGAGUCCUGCCCCGAGAGAUGUCAUCCACAUACACCCACCAUGGCAAAGUCUGUCCAUAGAGGGCUUCAGCUGUCCUGUUCUGUUGAACACACACUUCAGCCAAAAAGUGAGCCACACCUGCGAACCGGCCAACGUGCCCUUUAAGUUUUCUGCAGAGAAGUGCACGCCGUAUUAUUUGGGCAAAACAUUUGGACGCCUGGAUGAGUGCGGCACUGUAGACAAAAACCAUGCAAAGCAGGGUGGGUCGUCUGAUUCAGGAGGUUGGAUGACACGUGGGGUGUCUCUCCUGGAGGCCAUUGAGGGCCUCGGUCAGGCGGGCUCCGUGGAGCAGGACGUGGAAGUGGUUGCUCAAAGGGUUUUCUCCAUCUACAUGGCUGACUGCUCACCUGCGUCCAUCAAACAUAAAGCCCCUGUGCGACCCUCCAACACUCCUGGAGUAGAGGAAGCCAAAACCAGGCUGUGCGUGCUCGUCCAGGACAGCUGCGGGACGUUCAGCGUUGUCCAGCUCCAGCCUCUGCUCGCGAGCGAUGAGCUCAGCACCUACCGCCAGAUGUGGCUGGGGAGGACAUGCCUGCUGCGGGGCAUUAAAGUACUGAAGCGGGUCACUCGAGAGAGAUACUCCAGGCUGUUCAGCUUGAUCGACAGCCUGUGGCCCCCAGUGUCGCCUCUUAAAGACGAUGGAAACUCACCGAGUGCACCCGGUGACGUCAGACCUGCUUGUCCAGCUCCCAGUUUCUGUUACCUGCUGUCAGGCCAGCAGGGCUCCAUAAAGCCCACCGAGGGGCAAAAUGUUUCCCCUCUCCACCUUCCCCCCACACACCGAACUUUACAAGACACACUGCAGAGGGGGGCGAGCGUCGGCCGUUGCAGUUUUGUUGCUGCUGUUCUGCACAAAAGAAUGCAGAGCAAUGUAGGCCAGCGUGAAGUGUGGUUGGUGAUCACAGACCCCAGUCUUCAGGAGCACGAGAGGCCGGGCAGGCGAACCGUGGCUGUGUGUGUGAGCGCUUCCUGUGUGCUCACUUCCUCUGUCCUCAAAGCCCUGAGUUCCCCCGCCGUCUGUCAUCUGUCCUUCACAGACGCCAUCCGAGAAAAUGGGGUCCUCCUCUGUGUGGAGCAGUCUGUGAUUGAGGUAUGCUCUGAAGAGCCCCAGGGCAGUUUCAGCACUUCAAACGGGCCAGAGUCAGACUUACGGUUUGUGAAAAAGCCCCAGGUGAAGCCCCUGCCCCGGCCUGUGAGACUGGAUCCCGUCAGUGUGGAAACCACACCCAACUCUCUCUGCUCUCUGUCAGGGGUGAUCGUUGGAGUGGAUGAGAACACGGCAUACUCCUGGCCCGCCUGCAGCCUCUGCGGGAAUGACAACUUGCAGUCAUCAGCCGAGAGGCCUCAAAGCUUUCACUGCAAUUCCUGUAAGUCAGAGGUGGAUAAGCCCAACAUGAAGUUCCAGCUGGAAGUCUUCCUCAGCUCCCCCUCAUUGAGUAGCUGCACGCUGAAGGUUAAGCUGCUGCAGAAGACGAUCAUGUCUGUCCUGAACACCACAGCGUCAGAAAGCGCUGAGUUCCAGGGUUGUGAUGUGGAGAGCGUGCUGGGAAAAGAGGUGGGUCCCAUGGCGGUUUACAGCCGAGUCGUCACCAGGAACCCUGCCCUGUGGAUUGGCCUGGAGGAGGUGUGCCUGUGAGGCUGCAGAUAUCAAUCUUCAGGCUUCAGCUGGCUCCAAGGAUCUGAUCCUCCUCUUCCCCCUGGAAAGGCCUCCCUGACAGCUUCAGGCUGUGCCGAGGAGAGGAGAUCUUGUUUGUGUUGACGAUAUGCAGCGUCUUUGGACCGGAGGUUACUGGUCCAAGGGUGCACUAAAUGAACCCACGUGGUCGGGUGGGGGGGGCAAAGCCUUCCAUGCCGUUUGGGAUGUAGAAUUGGACGUGGUGUCAAUAAAAGCUUUAUUUUUGCUGA
Oryzias latipes (Japanese medaka) is the source of this 3187-nucleotide messenger RNA. RefSeq names its product scaffold protein involved in DNA repair (gene spidr). Gene Ontology annotation, cellular component: nucleoplasm; nuclear chromosome. Gene Ontology annotation, biological process: double-strand break repair via homologous recombination; regulation of establishment of protein localization to chromosome. Lineage: Eukaryota; Metazoa; Chordata; Actinopteri; Beloniformes; Adrianichthyidae. The record is from RefSeq and is a predicted model, not a curated record.